AUGGCGCAUCGAAUCAUUGCCCAGAUCGUCCUUACAGGCGGCCGUGUUUUCGGAAGAGCGUUUGCAGAGGCAUACAAGCAGGCCCAGGCGUCAUCACAAUUUGCGCGGGCUGCGGCGAAGAACGAUCCUGGCGCUGUAAAUACUGCUGCGGCCUCUGGCAUGACCCUCGACGAAGCAUGCAAGAUUCUCAAUGUCAAGCCUCCUCAAGGCGGCAUCACGAAUAUGGAAAGCGUUAUGGAGCGGUUCAAGAAGUUAUACGACCUUAACGAGCCCAAAAAGGGCGGUGGCGGAUCAUUCUACCUGCAAAGCAAGAUUCUUCGUGCAAGAGAGCGAAUAGAGAUGGAAGUCCGCAACGCCGAGCGGAAAGCGCAGAUGGAGAAGGAAAUCAAAGAAGGUUGGAGACCCAAACUAUACAAAACUUGA
Cladophialophora yegresii CBS 114405 is the source of this 423-nucleotide messenger RNA. RefSeq names its product mitochondrial import inner membrane translocase subunit tim16. Gene Ontology annotation, cellular component: TIM23 mitochondrial import inner membrane translocase complex. NCBI's taxonomy places the organism in Eukaryota, Fungi, Ascomycota, Eurotiomycetes, Chaetothyriales, Herpotrichiellaceae. The record is from RefSeq and is a predicted model, not a curated record. The transcript is spliced from 2 exons. Gene Ontology annotation, biological process: protein import into mitochondrial matrix. Bases 1 to 423 code for a protein of 140 amino acids.